Messenger RNA from Solanum pennellii, 731 nucleotides. Its product is annotated as auxin-responsive protein SAUR21-like. Gene Ontology annotation, biological process: response to auxin. The record is from RefSeq and is a predicted model, not a curated record. Lineage: Eukaryota; Viridiplantae; Streptophyta; Magnoliopsida; Solanales; Solanaceae. The transcript has a single exon. The coding region runs from base 298 to 576 and encodes 92 amino acids.
GUGAGAAGCAAAACCAUGUUCUGCUCUCUUCUUUGUCAUGUAGAUUGGUGACCUUUAGAUAUCCAUCUUGGCAUCAACUCCAUUGGGGCCUAGUGUUGUUCUUCAACAAAGCCAUGUGGAACUUCAUGUGCCAUUGUCUCUCACCAGUGGCCAUUAAAUUUUGAUAUGAAGCUUACCACUAACUUUGCAUAUAUACACAUAUAUAGAAAUCGUUUUAUGCAAAACACAAUACUCAUUGGUGUGUGCUUCUCAAAAUCCUUUGAACUCAUCAUCUGAAGUUAAAUAAAGUAUCUCACUAUGGCUAUCAAACUGAUCAGUCCCCUUGUUCAAGGUACUAGAAUCUUGAGGAGGUUUUCAAAUUCCGGAGGUGUUCCCAAAGGACAUUGUGCAGUAUAUGUAGGAGAGAGCCAGAAGAAGAGAUUUGUCGUGCCUAUAUCAUACUUGAGCCAGCCUUCGUUUCAAGACUUGUUAACUCAAGCUGAAGAACAGUUUGGCUUCGAUCAUCCAAUGGGCGGUCUCACAAUACCUUGCAAAGAGGAUGUAUUUGUUGAUCUCACAUCCCGUUUGAGACGAUAAAUUGCAUCAAAGUGCAAAUUCUCUUGCACAGAAAUUUUGUAAAGUAGUAGUAGGACUUAGAGAGGAACUUUUAUUGUAUAGUUCAGAAACACAAGAAUCUAUAGAAGUUGUUUCCAUGAUCAAUUUAUGAAUAGCAGAAGGUUAUUUCUAAUUAA